Messenger RNA from Mytilus californianus (California mussel), 1208 nucleotides. Its product is annotated as PAXIP1-associated glutamate-rich protein 1-like. The coding region runs from base 142 to 900 and encodes 252 amino acids. The transcript has 4 exons. The record is from RefSeq and is a predicted model, not a curated record. Lineage: Eukaryota; Metazoa; Mollusca; Bivalvia; Mytilida; Mytilidae.
AGUUGGUCCAUAGGCAAAGAUGGAAACAUUCUGUCCGUUGAGUGAAUGAAGCAGUUGUGGCUUGACACAUUCUUGAUAGAUUGUCUGCUGGUGUGUAUUUAUGUCAUAUACAGCUGAAAAACUGAACAAAAGAGCAUCAUAAUGAUGAGUAUACCAAUUUAUAAUGACAAGUCAAAGAAAGAGGAAGAGGAGUAUUGGUGUGUUGAAGGAAGUGAUGAUGAAAAAUAUGAUCCAUCAAAGUCGGGGAAAGGCUUAUGGGAACCAAGUGCAGAAGACAUUCUUAAACUGUUUGAAAAACUUAAAAAAGACAAAAUUUUAGACCUUAAAUGGAAAUGUCCUGGAAGAAAACCACCUGAUUCAGAAAUUGAGAAUGAUCGAAAGGUAGCGGAAACAGAAGAAAAGGAAGAAGAAAUCAGUAUGGAAGAAGAAAAAAAACCAGAGCAGCCAACAGAAUUUGAUUUUGAUGAUGAUGAAUUCAGUGACAUGUCAAACCCAAUCACUCCAAGACGUACACCAGGAGGAAAGACCCCUAAGUCACAGAAGAAAGUUGCAACAAUGGAUAAAGUUUUUAGAAAUAUCAUGAUAGAAAGAAAACAAGCAGCAUUACAAAAGGAAGCAAGAAAGUUAGCUAAAUCUCCAAGAACACCUCAAGGGGUACCAAGACCAAGACUUGGUACCCCUCCUGUAGCCUCAAAUAUUGGACAAAGUCAACACAGAGGAACUCCCUUAAGACCACCUGCAGUGUCUGAGGCUGCUCCUAUUAGAAAUCUGAUGGCUUCUUCAGUUGCUGAUAUAAAUCCAAAUGUGCCGCCUGAGACAAAAGAUGCACAAACGCCAGGGAACAUUUCUGCGGACAGUUUGUCAAAAUUUGAACAAAAAUCAGAAGAUAAAGUCUCAUGAAAGGAAUUUUCAUUUAGGAGAAAUGAUUUUUAAAUGUAAUCCAUGCAUCUCUUUUUUCGACUAUUAUGAGAUUUGUGUCAAAUGCAUGCUACUAGUGAAAGUGGACACUUAUACUAAAAUCAAUGAAAUUCAAUGUUUUCAUCAUUUUUAGUUGAUGAAUGCUGUAUUAAAUGAAAAUCUGUUGACUUGAUGAAAUGGUGACUAUUUUCACAAAAAAUCUUAAGAUUAAAAUUAGUUGUAAUUUUUUUGUGAAUAGAGUCACAGGAUUCCAGAAAUUUCACCAUGUAAUAAAAAUUGCCACAAAUAUA